Molecule: messenger RNA, 648 nt
Organism: Striga hermonthica
Lineage: Eukaryota; Viridiplantae; Streptophyta; Magnoliopsida; Lamiales; Orobanchaceae
Source: the annotation of a GenBank genome assembly
AUGGAAGAGGCAGCCAGAGCCACCGGAAUCCGCCUGAUUGUGGUGGCUCUGCUCAUCUAUGCCGCCGCCGCGACCGGCGGCGCUUACACCAACCACACCGUUGGCGGGGCCGCCGGUUGGCUUUUCAACUCCGCCACGAACGAGACUUCAGCUGACUAUAGAGCUUGGGCUGCUAACCAGACCUUCAAUCUUGGGGACUAUCUCAUUUUCAACACCAACACGAACCACACCGUAAUCCAAACCUACAACAAGACCACAUUCGAAAGUUGCUUGAUGGAUGAUGCUUUGGACUCCGACACUUUCCAAUACUCGGGUGGCCACGAUGAAUUCGGUAACUUGUCCACAAUAGCCGUGCCUUUGACUAUUGAGGGCACUCAAUACUACUUCUCGGAUGCCGAGGAUGGGGAGGAGUGCCUUCACGGGAUGGCCUUCGAGAUCACGGUGGCUCACGGGCUUGGGCUCCCACCGAGCCUCAACCAGCCGCCGCCUCCGGCAUACGUGCCGCCGCCCGAGACAGCUGAGGAGGGACAAUCGCCGCCGGUCACGGUGGUCGCCGGCCGGCCUGCCGGUGGGGUGAGGGGUUGUGCUGAGUUCAACUUUCUUGGGUUGGUUUUGGGGGUGGUUGGUGUGAGCUGGUUGUUGGCAUGA